Messenger RNA from Penicillium bovifimosum, 1503 nucleotides. RefSeq names its product putative Gamma-butyrobetaine hydroxylase subfamily. Gene Ontology annotation, molecular function: oxidoreductase activity. Gene Ontology annotation, cellular component: mitochondrion. The record is from RefSeq and is a predicted model, not a curated record. Lineage: Eukaryota; Fungi; Ascomycota; Eurotiomycetes; Eurotiales; Aspergillaceae. Bases 1 to 1503 code for a protein of 500 amino acids. The transcript has a single exon. Gene Ontology annotation, biological process: carnitine biosynthetic process.
AUGCACCGUCUGCGAACUUCAGCCACCCUGUGGCAAUUGCCACGAGCAUUGACAUACCAAAUUCCGAGCCGUAACUUCACAGCUGCUGCUCGCCGUUUCGACACCACCCUCGAGCAAAACUCCAGCGACAACUUGGACCCAAUUACCACAAAAUCUGAGCCUUCCGUGUCUAUACCACAAAGCAUUGGACAUAAGGAUGAUUCUCACAACCCCCCCAGUGUAAAUAAGGGAACCGACGCGAGUGCCGCGGCCAAGGACACGGCGAGACAUCACCCCUUCUAUGUCGGCGAACAGGAAUUGUACCUUCAUCUCGGGCCGAAGAAAACACUCAAAUUGCCAUAUACCUAUCUGCGUGAUCUAUGCCAGUGUCGAGGAUGCAAGGAUGAACACUCGAAGCAGCGCUCAUUCCGGACCAGUGAUAUCCCGCCCAACAUCGCUCCAAGCCGGGUCAAUUGGGACGGAAAGACGCUGUCUAUCACUUGGGCCAGUGACAUCCUCGGGUCCGGAGAUACACACGUAUCGACUUGGGACCGGAAGUUUCUUCUAAAUCCCGUCCUAAACACUCACCGUCAGCAUAGCUUGCGGGUUACCGAGCCAGUUCCCUGGGGAAAGUCGGGAAUGGGCAGUAUGCAGCAUUGGGUAUCUUACGAGGACUACAUGAAUGACGAGUUCAAAUUUGCCUUCUCUAUGCGGCAGUUACAGCGUUUGGGCCUUAUUUUUGUGCAAGGCAUCCCCGAAUCACGCGAGAUGGUUGAAAAGAUUGCGACACGCAUGGGACCCUUGCGCAACACAUUCUACGGGUCGACAUUUGACGUGCGCACUGUUCCAGAGGCGACAAAUGUGGCAUAUACAAACCAGUUCCUUGGCUUUCACAUGGAUUUGAUGUAUAUGAAUGAGCCACCUGGAUACCAGCUCCUACACUGCUUGGAGAACUCGUGCUCCGGCGGCGAGUCGAUGUUCGGGGACACAUUCCACGCUGCGAGAAUCAUGAAAGCGAGCCACCCUAAAGAGUAUAAAAUUCUCAGCAAGCAACGUCUGGGCUACGAGUACAGACACGAGAACCACAUUUACUACAACGAGCGGCCCGUAUUUGAACAUGACCCCAAAACAGGACAUCUGAUCCAUGUCAAUUACUCGCCCCCUUUCCAAUCUCCCCUCCCAACUCCCGACGGGAGAGAUCACCAUGCUGGAUUCGUGAACAAGUUACGUGACUCCCUUUCCAAGUUCGCCGCGAUACUUGACGAUAAGGAACGCAUCUUCGAAAUGAAGCUGAACCCCGGGGAGUGUGUGAUCUUUGAUAACCGGCGGAUCCUUCAUGCCCGUCGUCAAUUCGACUCCAGUGAAGGAUCACGCUGGUUAGCAGGCGCGUAUGUGGAUACGGAUGCUCUGCUCUCUCGUUUCGCUGUCUGCAAACGGCAGCAUCCCGAUGCAUGGGCGCGCGAAGUCGAGAAAAUUCGUCUGGCAUCGGGAAUGAGGACAAGAAUGCAGUGGAGAAAAGAAUAG